AUGUUUUCAGAAAAUCUUCCUUAUGCAGCCGCCUUGGAAGGCGAGGCUGAAGCUUUACUAAACGUCGUCGUAGAGCGCCUAUGUUCCUCGGCAAAAGCGCAAGAUUGGGGCCCGGGCUGUAGUUAUUGGGUAAAACAGCUCAACGGUUAUCUUGAUCUCCAGCACCCUUUAUCACGCCAAACUCGCGCUCAAUUAGCCCACGUUCUUUUCGAGCUCGUUAUCACACCUGGAAUUGACGCAUCUCAUGCUGAGGUUUUUGCGAAUACCUGUAUACGUUUGCUCAAAAAAAAGGACAAAAUUGGACCGGAGGAUUUAACACUACCAUGGGAACCAUUAUAUGAUAUCAUUCACCGAACUUUUUUCCCAAAAAGUCGACAGAAAACCUUAGUCAAACCAUUAUUAGUAAACAAAUUGGAUCUGUGGUACGUCUGGUGGAAUAUGCGCAAAGAAGCCACAAAUGAAAUUCUUUCUCGAGUGCUUCCUCUUUUUAAUGUCAAUUCUGUUGGAGAUGCAUUCACGGUACAAGCCUAUCUUGUUCGAUUCCUCCCAACUGGGCCAUCUCCCAAAUCAUCUCCUUCCACAUGGUUACCUACUAUAUUCUCAUUUUGGUACCUUAUCCCAGGAUCAUUGGUGUAUCAAAUAGAGUUUAUAGAUCUUGUUGCUCGCGUUGCUGAAGAUAAUGUUGGUGUUGAAGUUAAUAAUCCAGACCAGAUAGGCAUUUUUACUCAAGCACAAGUUAAAACUGUAUUUGCAACUGGUCAAAAAAUGAUGGAUUUGCCUGUGGGCAGUACCACCAACGGCAAUAGUAGUUCUGGAAGAGGUGGAUCAAUGUCAGUAUUGCCUUCAAGAAUGGAUCUUAGAACAGGCAGCGCCAUGCUUUUAAGGAAAAAAGGGGACAAAUUCAAAAUGCUAGCCAGGUUUAUUGUAUAUGCUAUCUUUCCACCCUCUAAUCAUCCCCAAGAGAAAUCAAUUCUUACAUAUUUAGCGAAUAUGAUUCAAGCAACCGAAUCGUAUUAUCAUCCAAGUAAUUUUGGACGAUGGACCUUUUCUAUCGUAAGAUUUUUACAGUUUCUUGGGUGGGAGUUCUUAAAACGAUGGACAGAUGAACACAAGCCAGAAUGUAAGACACCAGAGUCACGGCGUCUAACACCUGAACUUAAACGGCAAUUUGUUCUUAUUCUUAGAGGGGUUACAUUCUUAUCAAUGUUUGGCAAGGACCCAUUAUCUGUUGGAUCGAGUCAAGCUGCGUUAAAAUAUUUAGCCUGGCUAGAACCUUCAUUAAUAUUUCCAGGGUUGUUAGGACGCGUUUAUCCCUCUUUAGAAAAUCUAACAGAGACUCAUAGAACGACAUCAUCCAUAUCAGCUCUUUCGCUUCUGGCGAUUCCACUUUUUUCUCGUGCCCAUUAUCCUGCCGGUGGAAAACAUCUUGCUCCGCUUCUUCAUUUAACAAUUCCUGGGAUUGACAUGAAUGAUCCAAUAAAAACAAUUUCGUCCCUUAUCUUUCUUACGCACGCUGUUAUGGGCGUCCCUUUAAGAGAUUUGACUGAAGGUAGUACCACAGAAUCUGGAUUUAGGUGGGAAGGGAUGGAUAUCGAUGAAAGGGAAGAAGAUCAAAUAGAAAUCAACGUAGAGGAAGAAGAUGCCUUGUGUAAGGCUAGUACUGCUGUAUUUGAGGAUUGGCUUGCAAAAUUUUUAAGGCGCGUUUUCACUAUUUUUGAAUAUCUUCCACAGUCAGAACGUGGCAAGAUGAGUAUGCAAAGCAUGGAAACUGGAUUGGUCACCGUGUUGUUGCAUGCUUGUGAAAUUGUUGGCACACAAAUGUCUGAACAACUUCAGGAUAUGGCUUUAAAAAUGGUUGUAAAUUUUGCAUCAACCACAGUACUUCAAAAUGCUACAAAGCCGAUGGGAUACUUAUGUUCCACUCUUACAAGUCCAGAUAGGCGCAAGGCGCUUGCACAGUUUAUCCCUCUUUGCCAUACAAAUAUUGUUACUGAACUUCAACAUGGCGCAUCAUCUACACCCACAACUUCUCCAACACAUCAUAUACAAUCGGACGCUACAUUACAUUGGUAUCAAUGUAUUUUGUAUCAUGUUAUCAUGUUAAGUGGAUCUGAAUUACUUCGUCACAAAAAUGACUUGUUGUAUUUGGGAAAAGAAAUGGUACAAAAGUGUCGUUCUCGGAAAGGGUACAUGUGGACUGGAAAAUUUAUAAGAAUGUUGUUGGUCGCAUUGACACAAAUUUAUCCUUUGGAAUGUCGAAAUGUUGAUCAAGAGCGAUGGAAAUCCGAAGAAUAUCAGAAAAACCAACACAAACACUGGGUUCAGCCAGGUGAUCCAGAAAAUAUAAAUGUUGAUUGGCAUGUUCCUUCCGAUCCUGAAUUGGAUUUUGCAAUGGAAAUUUUGGAAAUAUUUUUAUUACCAGCUUUAAAAAGGAUUCAAGAUUUAAUGGAUAAUGGGACAGACGAGGAAGGGAAAACAUUGAGUAAUCGAGAAAUGACACACGAGUUUUGUCGUCAUCUGAGUAUAGUUCGAAAUUGCCUUGGCGGAAUGACUACACUUGUUGAAGAUGAUGGUGACAUUGAGAUCUCGGAUUACAAAGAUUGUGAGACUGAAGCUGUUCUUCCAAUAAAAAGUAUUCCAGUGGGUUAUUGUUUUUCAGAUCCAAAUGAUCCACGCAGGCAAACUGCAAGAAAAUUGCGGAAAGAAUUAGGCGAAUUUCUUCAUAAAUUGGUUACACAUUUCCGAACGACACGUGAAGAUGAUGUUGAUAGUUUGAAAAUCCUCCUCAAGAUCAUAAAAAUAUAUCUCACGGACCGUGGCGUAGAAAAAUCAAAAUACGAUGCAAGUAAACGAGGUUAUCAAUAUGCUAAAGGAAUGUUGAAAACUUCUAACCAUGACAAAAAAUAUCCUCGUUAUUUACUAGUCAAGCGAGCAUACCAACAACAUCUAUGUCGUUUGAAGCAAAAUGCAUUUGGUAGGGAGCGAACCCGAUUACAUGAUGAUUUGCUCAAAGAUUUGGUCGAAUUAUCUCUAAGUACUUACUCAGAGAUUAGAAAAAUAGCACAAUCCCAUCUUACAAAUGCUUCUCGUUGUUUCAUUGGUGCGAAGCCUCUUAUUAUUCCUAUUUUGUUGGACGCUUUAGAACCAAGUGAUAAGCCGAAUUCAGAAAGAAUGAAAGGUGCCCUCUAUUUAUUAAGUUCUCGGACAUAUAUGUAUACAUGUUUAAGAGAUUGGAGAUUUGUUCCAUCGUUCAUAAGCCGUAUAUGCCAAGCUCAACAUGAUGACAAGCCUUCAGUCCAAGAAAUGAUACGCAAAGUCUUUUAUGAUUAUCUAUUGAAUUACAACAAUACUGCAUUCAAAACAAUUCUUACGGAUGGAUUAAAUGAUGCAAUAUGUCGAACGUUUGAUACCCUUUCAAUUUCAUUGGAUGGAAAUAUGUUCGAUAAAAUUCGACAUAAAACUGAACAAAGAAUGUCUUUGCAGAAAAAAAACUACUUUGAACUUGUCGAUACGCUUCUAAAUUUGGUCAAAUCUAAUACGCUUCAUUGGCGGUUUGCGUCUAUGGCUGCAAAUUUUUUGGAUCUUUUAGUAAGGCCGGAAGCACCAGCAUCUCCGGAUAUGGUAGAAUUUGCAGCAAAAGGCCUUGUUUCUGAGCUUCCCGCAUUGAGGCGAAUCGCUAUAUCUACAACAACCCGAAUUUUGUUUCAUAUUAAACAACGAACACUUAUAGGUGGCGAUUUAGAGUUAAUAGCUUUAGAAAAAGCCACUAAUCCUUUGAAAAAGACCAUUGAAAUACCGAGACCUUUACCGGAAGGAUAUACUGCCGAAUAUUUAACAACAUGCUUGACUAAAAUCAAUGAAAAUAACGCAACAAAUGUACUAUUUCAAGAUAAGGUCAAUGUUGGUUGGUUUGUUUGGCCUGAUAAUAUUUCUGUGUAUUCACCAUGUACCGAGUCAAAUACAAUGCCAAGUUGUGAAUCGUCCUCUCAAGCCGCGUUCAACAAAUUUCUUGAAAGCUUUAAUUCAUCUACUUUUUGGUCAUCUUUAUUAUCUUAUCUAUCACAAGAAUUUGUUCGUGAUCGAGAAGAUAAUUUCUCGAUGAUCAAUGCACAUCUAUUUAAAAGUAUCUUUCAAAUGUAUGAAGACACUUUCUUGGAAGUUGCUAAACCAGAAAUUACUAAAUUAUGUGAAUCGGCAGAGAAAAAUCAACAGCGUGCUGCAUCUGAAAUUUUAGCGGGUUUAAUUAGAGGAAGCAAACAUUGGAGAUUGGAUAAAUUGCAAGCUCUGUGGGAUUGGGCGAUUCCUGUGAUUGAGAAGACUUUCGCUUCCAUUACACCUGAUUCUCUUGUGUAUUGGGAAAGAUUUCUUGGAUAUUGUUUCCGAAAUCGAGAUCCUAGACGGGUACUUCCUCUUAUUAAUCUAGUUUUGGAUUCAAAACUUGAUCCUACUUCUCAUGCUUCUUUUGCAGAAGCAAAAAAACUUUUUUUCGUAAAUACCCUCAUCAAUUCUUUUUCAUGGCGUAUUAUACCAAGAUCACAAUCGCUACUUAGUGACUAUUUUUCGAACAUUCGUCAUCCUUAUAAACAAGUACGUGAUGUUAUGGCGGCUAAUAUCAACAUAUUGCUACAAAUGCAAUGGCAUCCUUCUGCAUCAAAUGUUUCGGAAAUAAUUGAAUUCAAUUGCAAGACUGUUGAAGGAGUUGGAUAUGUGCCUGUUAUUUUGCCUGGCAACUUAAAUAACAUAAUAACGGAAUUAGUACAAUCAUUAGCGACUUGGCAAGCAGAAAGAAAACCUACAGCAGCUGGUUCAUCAGAAUACGGGAACGCUAGUAAGACAGUACUUGCCUGGCUUUAUGAUGCACUUACUAUCUGGCAAGCAUCUGCUACCUACCCCUUGAUACUCCCUCUGCUUCCUUCAUUGUUCCAAAUGCAAGAUAUAAAUGAUGACCAAGAUCUUCAAGCUGCCGCAACUCAUGUAUUGAAUGUUAUUGCGUCCUUUUCUUAUCCUCCUGAUAUGGUGCAAUUGAUUAUUGAUAAAUUCAUAGAAAUUUUAACUGAAACAUCUAGUUGGCAUGUACGCGUAAAAGCCCUUCCAGUGUUACAAGUUUUCUUUUUUAAACAUCUUUUUAUGUUAAGCGAAGAUAAAAUGAUUAAAGUAAUGGAUGUGGUGUUUGACAUGCUAAAAGACACUCAAAUUGAAGUGCGUCAAUUGGCAGCGGUUACAUUAUCAGGUCUUAUACGAUGUUCACAAAGGGGUGCUAUAGCUACUUUAAAAGAUCAAUUUUUCAAGUUAUUAGACACAAAAAUCCCUCCACGUAAUACUACGCGUAAGGCACCUCGAACGACAUUACCUCAAGGCUUUCAAGAGGCAAUUCUUAUUAGACAUGCGGGCGUUCUCGGGUUGUCAUGCUUAGUUAAUGCUUUUCCUUAUGAAGUUCCAAAAUGGAUGCCUGAGGUGUUGGUGAAAUUGGCAGAAUGCAUUUCGGAUCCUGCUCCAAUACAGGCAACUGUAAAAAAUACGUUUGCGGACUUCAAAAGAACGCAUCAGGAUUCAUGGCAUGAAGAUAUGAAGCAGUUUACGGAAGAUCAGUUGUCUCUUCUUUCCGAUAUGUUAAUUUCACCAUCUUAUUAUGCUUGA
Dentiscutata erythropus is the source of this 5637-nucleotide messenger RNA. Lineage: Eukaryota; Fungi; Glomeromycota; Glomeromycetes; Diversisporales; Gigasporaceae. The record is from the annotation of a GenBank genome assembly.